Electrophorus electricus (electric eel) is the source of this 1492-nucleotide messenger RNA. RefSeq names its product methionine adenosyltransferase II, alpha-like (gene mat2al). NCBI's taxonomy places the organism in Eukaryota, Metazoa, Chordata, Actinopteri, Gymnotiformes, Gymnotidae. Gene Ontology annotation, molecular function: ATP binding; methionine adenosyltransferase activity. The record is from RefSeq and is a predicted model, not a curated record. Gene Ontology annotation, biological process: S-adenosylmethionine biosynthetic process.
AUGAAUAAUACUGGGUACAGCAAACCAGGAAAAACAUUUCUUUUUACUUCUGAGUCUGUUGGAGAAGGACAUUCUGAUAAGAUGUGUGAUCAAAUAAGUGAUGCUGUUUUGGAUGCGUAUCUUUCUGAAGAUCCUGACUCGAGAGUGGCAUGUGAAUGUGUGAUGAAGACAGGAAUGAUCUUCUUGUGUGGAGAGGUGACAUCAAAGGCAAAAGUUGAUCUUCUGAAAGUAGUCAGAGACACUGUGAAGAAUAUUGGAUAUGAUGACUCAUCAAAGGGAUUUGACUACAAGACCUGCAAUGUACUUGUGGCCUUACAACCACAGUGUGUCGAGAUUAGUGACUGUGUGUUUGAAGGCAGAGAUGAAGAAGACAUUGGUGCUGGUGACCAGGGUUUAAUGUUUGGCUAUGCGACAGAUGAGACAGAGGAGUGCAUGCCACUGACCAUCCUCCUGGCCCAUAAGCUUACUUAUAGGAUGAAAGAGUUGUCACAGAAUGGAGAGUGUCCGUGGAUACUGCCCGACUGUAAAUCACAGGUUACAGUAGAAUACCAUGAUAACAUGGGGGCCAUGGAACCUGUCCGAGUCCACACUGUAGUCAUUUCAGUUCAACAUAAAGUUGACAUCACUUUAGAGGAAAUCCGAAAGAAUCUAUUGGAAAAAGUGGUCAAGGCAGUUAUCCCAGCCAAGUACUUGGAUGACAGAACUAUCUAUCACUUGCUUCCAAGUGGGAAGUUUCUUAUUGGUGGUCCACAAGGAGAUGCAGGUCUUACUGGCAGAAAGAUUAUCGUUGACACUUAUGGUGGCUGGGGAGGCCAUGGGGGCGGGGCUUUCUCUGGUAAGGAUUACUCUAAAGUGGACCGUUCUGGAGCCUAUGCAGCACGCUGGGUGGCCAAAUCACUUGUCAAAGCCAAGCUAUGCAGAAGGGCACUGGUACAGGUCUCCUAUGCCAUUGGCAUAAGUCAUCCUUUAUCAGUCUCCAUUUUUCAUUAUGGCACGUCAACAAGAGAUGAGGAGGAACUUCUGCAGAUUGUUCAGAAUAAUUUUGACUUGAGGCCAGGGAUAAUAAUCAAAGAACUUGACCUGAAAAGGCCCAUAUACCAGAAAACCGCCAGCUAUGGGCAUUUUGGAAGAGAGGAAUUUCUAUGGGAAAAGCCAAAGAAACUAGAGUUUUAGUACUUCACUGAACAAUAUCAAAGUUAAGUCUAAUUACUAUUUGAUUUCAACUAUACAGACAGUAAAACAUAGAAUCUAAGGAAAAUUGGAUGAAUGUGUUUUUGUUUUAAUAGCUGCCCCAAUGAGAAGGUGUGUGGCUAUGAAGAAAAGAUUGAAAGAAAACUGAUGAUCUUUUCUAGAACUUUAAUUUUCUCUUUCCAUUUCACAGCUGCUAUUCCAAUUUUCUCUCAGUUCCCAGCUGUGGGGUUUUGUUGCUUUUGUUGUUGUUGUUGUUGCUGCUGUUGUUUUGUUUGUUUGUUUGUUUUUUGUUCUGGAGAAC